This is a messenger RNA of Lonchura striata (white-rumped munia), 3691 nucleotides long. NCBI's taxonomy places the organism in Eukaryota, Metazoa, Chordata, Aves, Passeriformes, Estrildidae. The record is from RefSeq and is a predicted model, not a curated record.
GGGAGCCGCGGGGCCGCCGGGGCUGAAGGCUCCCGCUCGCAGCCUCCUCUUCCUCGGGUGGUUUUCCCUCCCUCCUCCUCCUCCCCCCCUGCAUUUCCUCCUGCACCUUUAAGAAGCCCAUUGCCGCCGGUGGGAUGGUGUGUGCUAAAGCUGCACAGAGGAAGUUACGCAGCCGGGAUCAGGCACGGAGAUAAAAGCUCCGAUUGUGAUUGAAAGUGAGAGCAAAAGGGAUUUCAGCCUCGGCAUUAACUUGCGAGGGGAGCCGGGAUUGCACAAAGCUCCCCCGGCCAUCUGCCCUUGGGGGCCGGCGGCGCAGCGCCUGCCCGCCGCGCUGGGCAGGGCAGGGCUGGGCAGGGCAGGGCAGGGCAGGGCAGGGCUGGGGGGUGUGUUUUGGGGGUUCCCCCGGCCCCGAAGUUGGCUGCUCCGCCGGGAGCCCCGCGCCGCAGAGCUCCCUCCCGGUCCCUCCUGCUGAUGAGCUCUGCCUUUGCCCUGACCAUGAAAGAGAGAGGAGAUCUCAGGUAGCCCCAUGGAUUGCAGCUGAAGCCUUUGGGAACUUGGUGCUCCGCUGCCAAAAGACAGAAUUGGACGGGAAUCCUCGCCACCACCACAGGACACAGCAGGAGAAGCCAAGGCCAGCCCUGCCCCAGUCACCCCAGUGACCACCCAGCACCUGCUGGGACCACCACGGAUCUGGGCACCCUUCCUGCUCUCGCUGGCACAACUGUCCUUUGGGAAAAAGGAAUUUUAGCUCCAAGAAGUCUCUCUUGUCAGAGUUGUACUGAUGACCAGAUGCUCUAUUUAUUUUAUGUGCUAAUGUUCUAACACCCUAAUAAUUAAGACAGACACAGCUUAAGGCACUUUCCACAGCCACGCAUUUGGAGCAGACCAGAAGGUUGAGGAAAACCUGAUCCAGCACCAUCUCACGGCCUCUCCAAUUUACUCCUAUCAAAUUUCAUCAGCAACUCAGAACUUGAUCUUCGUAUUGAUUGACUGGAGUCACCUCUAGAUAUUUUCAUGCUGAUUUGGAAGACCUUUCGUACAAUAAAAAGGGGGAAAAAUGAGGUUAAGGAAGACUUUUGACCACUGAUCAGCAACUCUGGCCAAAACUUUCCCAAUCGAGUGAAUUGCAAAGUUGGCUUCUGUGCCAAGAGGAACUUUCCACGUCCAGGUAGAGCGUGCGGAGCGGGAUCAUCCCUGUUCCUGUGUGGCUCUCCUUCGACUGGAGCAUUUUUAGAUGAGGAGUUUCCAUGCUGAUCCCGAGAGCCACCCCUAGCCCCGUAGCUGCCUUCCUCGGGACUCUCGGCACUGCCCUCGCCCAGGGACCCCGCGCUUGGCCGCAGCUGCCAUGCUCUACCUGGCUGCCCUCCUCGUGCACUGUGUCCCCCUGGCCAUGGGACAGUAUGACAUUUGCAAGUCCUGGGUGACCACGGACGAUGGCCCCUCAUGGGAGUUUUACGCUUGCCAGCCCAAGGCCAUGCGGAUGAAGGAUUACGUGACCGUGCGGGUGGACCCGGCAGGAAUCACUUGUGGGGACCCUCCGGAGAGGUUCUGCACCCAUGAGAACCCGUACCUGUGCAGCGACGAGUGCGACGCCUCCAACCCCGACCUGGCGCACCCGCCCAAGCUGAUGUUCGACAGCGAGGACGAGGGGCUGGCCACGUACUGGCAGAGCGUGACGUGGCGCCGCUACCCCGAGCCGCUGCUGGCCAACAUCACCCUGUCCUGGAACAAGAGCAUCGAGCUGACCGAUGACAUCGUCAUCACCUUCGAGUACGGGCGCCCCACCAUCAUGAUGCUGGAGAAGUCUCUGGACAACGGCAGGACUUGGCACCCGUACCAGUAUUACGCAGACGACUGCAUGGAGGCCUUCAGCAUGCCAGCACGGAGGGUCCGGGACCUCUCCACCACCAGUGCCAACAGGGUCCUCUGCACCGAGGAGUAUUCCCGCUGGGCGGGCUCCAAAAAGGAGAAGACCGUGCGGUUUGAGGUGCGGGACCGCUUCGCCAUCUUCGCCGGCCCCGACCUCAAGAACAUGGACAACUUGUACACCCGCCUGGAGAGCGCCAAAGGGCUCAAGGACUUCUUCACCGUCACCGACCUGCGCAUGAGGCUGCUGAGACCCGCCCUGGGGGGCACCUACGUGCAGAGGGAGAACUUGUACAAGUACUUCUACGCCGUCUCCAACAUCGAAGUCACCGGCAGGUGUAAAUGCAACCUCCAUGCCAACCUGUGCACCUUCAAAGAGGGCAGCCUCCAGUGUGAGUGUGAGCACAACACCACGGGCCAGGACUGUGGCAAGUGCAAGAAGAACUUUCGCUCCAGGUCCUGGCGAGCUGGGUCCUACCUGCCUCUGCCCAACGGGUCCCCCAAUGCUUGUGCAGCUGCAGGCUCAGCCUUUGGCAACUGCGAGUGCUACGGCCACUCCAACCGCUGCAGCUACAUCGAUUUCCUGAACGUGGUGACCUGCGUGAGCUGCAAGCACAACACGCGGGGCCAGCACUGCCAGCACUGCCGCCUGGGCUUCUACCGCAACAGCUCCGCCGAGCUGGACGACGAGAAUGUCUGCAUAGAAUGUAACUGCAACCAGAUCGGCUCCAUGCACGACCGCUGCAACGAGACCGGCUACUGUGAGUGCAGGGAGGGGGCCACGGGGCCCAAGUGCGACGAUUGCCUGCCCAACUACUACUGGAGACAGGGCUGCUUCCCCAAUGUGUGCGACGACGAGCUCCUGCUGUGCCAGAACGGCGGCACCUGCUACCAGAACCAGCGCUGCAUCUGCCCCGCGGGCUUCAAGGGCGUCCUGUGCCAGCAGUCCCGGUGCGAAGCGGACAGAAAGGACUGCGACCGUGCCCCCGCCGCCCGUGCCAGCCUGGCCACCGUGGCCCUGGGCGCGCUCGCCCUGCAGCUGCGAGGCUGGGCGGACCUCUGAGGCUGCACAGGGACACCGAGGCCAUGGGUGGCCGUCCCCACCGCCUCCUUCGUCGCCUUUCCUUCACGCAACCACUUCGGGUCCCUCUUUCCAAGCAGAGAGGCGCGCAGGGAGCCCGGCGCCGGCUCCUGCCCGGUGUCCCCGCCGUGACACCGGCACCGUCCGUGCUGCCCCGCUCGGGGCAAACAGUGCCGCGAUCCGAGGGAUGGGGGUUUUUUUAUUAUUCCUUUAUUUACUUUGGUAUAGGCUGGGGUGGUGUUUUUAUUUUCCCUCCUCUCCGCUGUCGUGAGAGCUGCGGAGCCCCGGCACACGGCGGGCAGGGACGGGAGGGAGGGGAGGGGGACUCUGCUCCAUCCCUGCUGCCCAGCCCCACAUCCCCCCACGGGCCUGGCCUGCCCACGCACAUACUGUUGCCUACGACUGUAGUUGCUGCAUUGAUUUUUGUAUUUUCAUGGCUGGGUUUUGUUUUCUUGCACUUACAGAGAACACAGGGGCCGCGAGGCAUUUGGAACGUGAGGAGUGCAGUGUCUUAUCCACACAUGUCCGUAUGGUGUACGGGUCAAAUACUUCUUUUGGUAGAGACUUAUUUUUGUUUUGGAGUAAAUGUUAUAACAGAGCCACGACCUAAAGGGACAUUUUACCAUUCGAGCAUUUGAUUCCGGUGUAUCCUCCAGUAAAGCAACUAUUAAUGGCUGCUUGAUCACCACGUUUUCCUUUUCGUGUGCACAGUUAAUUACAGGUAAAGACUUAUUUUUUGAUUCA